Messenger RNA from Dendrobium catenatum, 2469 nucleotides. RefSeq names its product glycine--tRNA ligase, mitochondrial 1-like. NCBI's taxonomy places the organism in Eukaryota, Viridiplantae, Streptophyta, Magnoliopsida, Asparagales, Orchidaceae. Gene Ontology annotation, biological process: mitochondrial glycyl-tRNA aminoacylation. Gene Ontology annotation, molecular function: ATP binding; glycine-tRNA ligase activity. The record is from RefSeq and is a predicted model, not a curated record. Gene Ontology annotation, cellular component: cytoplasm; mitochondrion. The coding region runs from base 39 to 2246 and encodes 735 amino acids. The transcript is spliced from 9 exons.
AUGGUUAAAAACUGGAGAAAUGGAAAAUUUACUUUGUCAUGCUGCCCACGGUACUUCGUAGCUCUUGCUUUCCCGUUUACAGCAAACCUAUCGUCACUCUCUUCCUCCCGAUCUGCCGCCGUUUCUACCACUUAUCCGCAGUUUGCACUCCGGUGACACCUCAGAUGGACGCUUCCGACGCCUCCGAGGAGACUCUCCGUGGUGUUCUAGCCGAGAAGCAGGCCUCCGUUGACGCCCAGGCUGGCGUCGUGCGGAAGCUCAAGGCAGAAGCCGCUGCGAAGGCGGACAUAGAAGCCGCUGUGGAGUCACUCAAAGCCCUCAAGAUCGAAGUCUCCGCCGUGGCGAAACGUCUCCAGGCUGUUGUCAGCAGCAGUGGCGGCGGCUCUGGUGAUCGCGAAGCUUUCCGCCAAGUGGUCGUGAAUACGCUGGAGCGGCGACUAUUUUAUAUACCCUCUUUCAAGAUCUACCGAGGCGUCGCCGGCCUCUACGAUUACGGACCUCCUGGCUGUGCCGUAAAAUCCAAUGUCCUUUCCCUCUGGCGCCAGCAUUUUGUCUUGGAGGAGAACAUGCUCGAGGUGGAUUGCCCCUGCGUUACGCCAGAGAUAGUCCUGAAGGCUUCAGGACACGUGGACAAGUUCACAGACCUAAUGGUUAAGGAUGAAAAGACAGGAUCAUGCUAUCGGGCUGAUCAUUUGCUUAAGGACUUUUGCAAGGAGAAACUGGAGAAAGAUUCUACUCUUCCAUCUGUGAAGGUAGCUGAAUUGAAGCAUAUUUUGGCGGUUUUGGAUGACUUGUCUGCAGAGGAACUUGGUGCAAAGCUGAAGGAGUAUGGCAUCACCGCUCCUGAUACAAAGAACCCUCUCUCUGAUCCUUACCCCUUUAAUCUUAUGUUUCAAACUUCAAUCGGUCCAUCUGGUUUGAGCCCUGGGUAUAUGAGACCAGAGACAGCACAAGGCAUUUUUGUAAAUUUUAAGGAUCUUUACUAUUAUAAUGGCUAUCGACUUCCAUUUGCAGCAGCUCAGAUUGGACAAGCUUUCAGAAAUGAGAUUUCACCAAGGCAAGGUCUGCUGAGAGUGCGAGAGUUCACAUUGGCUGAGAUUGAGCAUUUUGUGGAUCCUGAAGACAAAUCCCAUCCAAAAUUUGUUGAUGUGGCUGACUUAGAGUUCCUUAUGUUUCCAAGGGAAUUGCAAUUGUCUGGUGAAUCAGCAAAGCUGAUAGAUCUUGGAGAAGCAGUUAGGAAGGGAACCAUCAACAAUGAGACUCUUGGUUACUUCAUUGGGAGAGUAUACCUCUUUCUGACUCGCCUUGGUAUAGACAAAGAACGCUUGCGUUUCCGGCAGCAUUUACCGAAUGAGAUGGCUCACUAUGCUGCAGACUGUUGGGAUGCUGAGAUAGAGUGUUCAUAUGGAUGGAUUGAAUGUGUUGGAAUCGCAGAUAGAUCUGCUUAUGAUUUACGUGCUCAUACGGAUAAAAGUGGUGUGUCAUUGGUUGCUCAUGAAACGUAUCCAGAACCCAGAGAGGUUGAGAAGCUAGUGAUCACACCAUCAAAGAAAGAGUUAGGUCUUGCAUUUAAGGGCAACCAAAAGAUGGUUGUUGAAGCAUUAGAGGCCCUUAACCAAGCUGAAGCUUUGGAAAUAAAAGCUGCACUUGAAUCUAAAGGAGAAAUAGAAUUCGAAGUUUGCACACUAGGAAAAUCAGUUAUUAUAAAGAAAAACAUGGUCUCAAUUAGCAUGGAAAAGAAGAAGGAACAUCAACGGGUCUUUACACCAUCUGUUAUUGAGCCUUCGUUUGGUAUUGGACGGAUUAUUUACUGUCUCUUUGAGCAUUCCUUCUAUACAAGGCCAAGCAAAUCAGAUGACGAGCAACUGAAUGUAUUCAGAUUUCCUCCUCUCGUAGCUCCUAUCAAAUGCACGGUUUUUCCUCUGAUCAAGAGUCAGCAGUUCGAUGAGGUAGCCAAAAUCAUUGCGAGAUCUCUGAGGUCCGCUGGGAUUUCACACAUUAUUGACAUCACUGGUACAUCGAUAGGAAAGCGCUACGCAAGGACUGAUGAGAUUGGUGUUCCUUUUGCCAUUACUGUUGACUCCACUUCCAGUGUGACAAUACGUGAGAGAGAUAGCAAGGAGCAAAUUCGUGUGAGCAUUGAUGAAGUGGCUUCUGUGGUGAAGGAAGUUGCAGAUGGUCAGAGUACCUGGGCUGAUAUCAUGUGGAGAUUCCCAACUCAUUCUGCAUCACAUGUUGAUGACUGAAGGCUUAGGUCAGUUCAUCAUUGGGUAAUUAUAAAAUCGAAUGGCUAAACAUACUUCCAUCUUUUUCCUAUUGUAUUGCAACAAGCUGCCUUUUUGCCAAAUGACAGGAUUAAUUUUGACACGUGGCACAUUUUUACAGAAGUGCUUUUAUUUUUUAUUGAGGCUUUCUGCAAUUAUAAAAAAUCAUACUUUAAAAUAAUUGGUUAUGAUUAUUCUUAAAGUA